Molecule: messenger RNA, 288 nt
Organism: Daldinia decipiens
Lineage: Eukaryota; Fungi; Ascomycota; Sordariomycetes; Xylariales; Hypoxylaceae
Exons: 2
Coding region: 1-288 (95 amino acids)
Source: RefSeq, a predicted model, not a curated record
AUGACUGAUUCGCGAGGAGGCCACUCGUCUGGACUUGAGCAGACACCCCUUGACUCAAACCGACACGGCCAGGCGCAAAACGUCAUCGACGAGACCUCCGCGACACACGGCAACACGACCCAGUCAGACCUCGAGGCCAACAUUGAAUCACACGACGAGGCGCUCAAGGACAAGGUUGACGGCGCCGUGAGGACCGGGCCGAAGAAAGCCGAUGAGACUACCGGCGGUAGAGUGCAGGUCGGCGAGACGGGUGACCUCCACGAUCUUGCUGCAAAGAGGCAACCUUAG